This is a messenger RNA of Neofelis nebulosa (Clouded leopard), 2762 nucleotides long. RefSeq names its product SPRY domain containing 3 (gene SPRYD3). The coding region runs from base 246 to 1553 and encodes 435 amino acids. Lineage: Eukaryota; Metazoa; Chordata; Mammalia; Carnivora; Felidae. The record is from RefSeq and is a predicted model, not a curated record. The transcript has 12 exons. Gene Ontology annotation, molecular function: protein binding.
GCCUCGGAGAGCGUAGGAAGGGCGGGGACCCGGAUGUGUGUGGUGGCGGCGGCCGAAGAGCUAGUGUGAGGAGCUGAGAGGCCUAUGGAUGAGGAGAACGCGGCGGCCCCGGUCCGUGUCUUCCCUGUCACGCCUCCCGCACUGGAACAGAAGUGCUGUGAGAACAGGAAUCCCACCCAUCUUGUUAACAACGGUACUCCUAACACCAAGAACAGUGCACAUAGUAGGAGCUCAGGAAAUGCUGGAUGUUUGUUCUCAUGAACAAGAUGGAUGACCUCAACCUGCACUACCGGUUUCUGAAUUGGCGCCGGAGGAUCCGGGAAAUUCGGGAGGUCCGGGCUUUCCGAUACCAGGAGAGGUUCAAGCACAUUCUUGUAGACGGAGACACUUUGAGUUACCAUGGAAACUCCGGUGAAGUUGGCUGCUACGUGGCUUCUCGACCCCUGACCAAGGACAGCAAUUAUUUUGAGGUGUCGAUUGUGGACAGCGGGGUGCGGGGCACCAUUGCUGUGGGGCUGGUCCCUCAGUACUACAGCUUGGAUCACCAGCCUGGCUGGUUGCCUGACUCUGUAGCCUACCACGCUGAUGAUGGCAAGCUGUACAAUGGCCGAGCCAAGGGCCGCCAGUUUGGGUCAAAGUGCAACUCCGGGGACCGGAUUGGCUGCGGCAUUGAGCCCGUGUCCUUUGAUGUACAGACUGCCCAGAUCUUCUUCACCAAAAAUGGGAAGCGGGUGGGCUCCACCAUCAUGCCCAUGUCCCCAGAUGGACUGUUCCCAGCAGUGGGCAUGCACUCUCUGGGUGAAGAGGUGAGGCUGCACCUCAACGCUGAGCUGGGCCGCGAGGAUGACAGCGUCAUGAUGGUGGACAGUUACGAGGACGAGUGGGGUCGGCUGCAUGAUGUCAGAGUGUGCGGAACUCUGCUGGAGUACUUGGGCAAGGGCAAGAGUAUCGUUGACGUGGGGCUGGCCCAGGCCCGGCACCCGCUGAGCACCCGGAGCCACUACUUUGAGGUGGAGAUCGUGGACCCUGGAGAGAAAUGCUACAUCGCCUUGGGGCUGGCCCGGAAGGAUUAUCCCAAGAACAGGCACCCUGGCUGGAGCAGAGGCUCUGUGGCUUACCAUGCAGAUGAUGGGAAGAUCUUCCACGGCAGUGGUGUGGGGGACCCCUUCGGGCCACGCUGUUACAAAGGGGACAUUAUGGGCUGUGGAAUCAUGUUCCCCCGGGACUACAUUCUGGACAGUGAGGGUGACAGUGAUGACAGUUGUGACACAGUGAUCCUGUCCCCAACUGCCCGAGCCGUCCGGAAUGUCCGGAAUGUCAUGUACCUGCACCAGGAGGGGGAAGAGGAAGAAGAGGAAGAGGAAGAAGAAGAAGAUGGGGAAGAGAUUGAGCAGGAGCAUGAGGGCAAGAAGGUGGUGGUUUUCUUCACUCGGAACGGCAAGAUCAUCGGGAAGAAGGAUGCUGUUGUACCUUCUGGCGGCUUCUUCCCCACCAUUGGAAUGCUGAGCUGUGGGGAGAAAGUCAAAGUGGAUCUGCAUCCCUUGAGUGGCUAGGGGCUUCUUCCCUAGACCUGCCCCAUCUCCUUUUCCUCGCCCUUUGCAGAACCGGGUGCCCAGUUUCUGCCUUCCCCAAGGAUUUGCUUACCCAGCAGGCCCCCAGGGAGUUCAUAGUCCCUCCGGCUCCCCCCAGAUCAGGCCCCUGCCGAGCUCCUGUGUGCCCAUGUUUCUGACCUGGUGCUACCUCGAUCAUCAGUCAGUCCUGGACCCGAGUCCCUCGUUGGACAGGAACAGGCCCUAAGAAUGGAAUUGGUAUAUUGGUGGGUCCCGCUUGCUUUGGCUGGUGGACUCCCGCACCUUUUCUUUCCCCACCGGCCAUAGGAGUGGAGAGGAGUGAGCACCCUGUCUCAGCUGCUAUUUGGGCAUGAGGCUUUGCAGGGGGUGGAGUAGAGACAUCCCCCUCCUCUAUUUAUCACAGUAUUUCCCGUUGCAUCUCCUUUUUGUUCCCUGUCCUCAUUGUGAACCAGUUGCUGCUGUUAUCCCCCUGGCUGGGCUCGGGGGGCUCUGUUGGGCCUCUCUCUCCUUCCACUGACUGCUGUCCCAGGAAGACUACUCUAGGGUCUCUGUUCUUUCCCUUGAGAGCCCGCUUUCUCCUUCAUUGCCUGCUUAGGCACCGUAGUCCCGCAGAGAAUCUGAGUCUCUGGCUCCCCGCAACUGUACACACAGUCGGGUGCCUAUUACGUGUUGAAUGGAGUGAGAGAGGGGCUGCCAAGUGAGGGGGCCUGGGGCCUCUGCUCCCAUCCCCUCCUUGCCAUCCUUGGGACACCUGUGGUACCCUUGUCCCUAGUUCCCUGGGAUGCACGGUGAAGGCAAGACCCGGAGCCGUGGUCGUAGGCGCAGAAGGCGGCUCGGCCCCUCACUCCCCUUCCCUGCUGCACCCGUGUCCCAGCUUGCUGCCCGUGCCAGUUGCCUGUUUUGCUUCAGUGUUUGAUUCUAGCACUUACAUACGUCCUCCCCUACCAAGCCCUCCUGUCUCCCGCCGCCACGACCCCUGACCCCCUUCCCAUACAGUGACUUCUCCUGGGAGGAAGAGGGAGCGGGAGCUGUUAGCCUUGGUUUGCACAGAGUGGGUGGGCCUUGGGGAAAGGGGGUGAGCUGCUGUGUUGCUGGUGUCCCCCCUUUGGCCCUCCACUACGAUGUAUGAAAUGUAUGUACAGCCCAGAGAUGUUUAUACAGCCAAUAAAGAUGGAGUUUCUGUAUUUAUCA